This is a messenger RNA of Formica exsecta, 3211 nucleotides long. RefSeq names its product solute carrier family 35 member C2. Gene Ontology annotation, cellular component: cis-Golgi network; Golgi apparatus; endoplasmic reticulum-Golgi intermediate compartment. Gene Ontology annotation, biological process: UDP-glucose transmembrane transport. NCBI's taxonomy places the organism in Eukaryota, Metazoa, Arthropoda, Insecta, Hymenoptera, Formicidae. The record is from RefSeq and is a predicted model, not a curated record. The transcript is spliced from 8 exons. Gene Ontology annotation, molecular function: antiporter activity. Bases 522 to 1838 code for a protein of 438 amino acids.
UGUAGGUGUAAAAAAUAUGAUUUUUAUUUCGAUGAUCUAAAAUGCAAAGCAAAUCGAUUCACGGCGAUAUCGAAUUUGCAACGUAAUUCGCAGCUAUUUUUUUUUUCUUUUUUUUACGAUCUUAUAUAUAUGUAUAGUAAUUACAGAUUACAGGUUAGCGUCAACGAACGUGUAUACACGGUCGCGACAGGUCGACAGGUGAUCAAAGAGAAAUCGAAAACACAAGCAUGUUUGCUUUGUCAUUGCCAACCUGAUAAGCGAACCAUCCUCGCAGGCACAUCCGUGGCAAAGCUCCUGAUAAGAUCUUUUCGAAGGGUUGAUAGUGAGACACGGUGACAGUUGUGACAUCACUUUUGCCUUCAGGUUAUGUUCGCGCCGAAUUACGUUAGUUUAUGUUAAAGUCAAAGGAAGUAAUGGUGAUGUUGUGAGUGACAUAUGGAUGCUUUUUUCGAAUUUUUAUACGAAUGAUAUACGUAUCAAUUCCUGGAAUAUACUUGCGAUGAUUUAUCAGUGAUUUCCUUAUGCAUAAAGUUCCAGAAAGUGAUUUUUUAAAUUUAGGAAAUAUGACACGCUCGCACAUAAAAUAUCAAAUUGCUAGAGACGAUGUAGAUACAUCAGAGUACUUACCGCAAAAUGUACCAGAUUUCCAAAAUGUAACAAGCUCGGAACCCACAUUUUGGAGGAAAGCAUGCCACGUGUUUUUAUUGAUCUAUGUUUACUUUGUUUUAUCAAUAGGCCUUACAUUUUAUAAUCCAUGGCUUUAUAAUACUUAUGGAUUCAAUUUUCCACUUGGAGUAGUAGUUUGCCAUUUGAUUAUAAAGUUUACAUUGUCCGCAUUAAUAAGAUGCAUCAGAAGAUAUUUUACUGGCAGACGGAUAAAUCUACCAUGGCAAAAUAUAAUUUAUUCAAUAAUGGUACCUGGUAUAGCCAGUGGUGUCGAUAUUGGUUUAUCCAAUUGGGCACUUUCAUUGAUUUCAAUAUCUUUGGUUACUAUGACUAAAUCAACUACCAUUAUAUUUAUUCUUGGAUUUUCUCUACUUUUUAAACUGGAGAAAAAGUCAUGGUCUCUAGUAGGGAUAGUGGUGAUGAUAGCAGGAGGAUUAGCAAUGUUCACUUAUAAAUCUACCCAAUUUGGUGUUCUUGGAUUUAUAUUGUGUCUCUUAGCAUCGUUUGCGAGUGGUAUUCGAUGGACCAUGACACAACUCAUUAUGCAAAAAUCCAAACUCGGUCUCCACGAUCCGAUAGACAUGAUGUAUUAUAUGCAACCUUGGAUGCUAUUACCCGCAAUAUUUGUAACUGUGUGGUUUGAAGGAAGUAGAAUAUACAAUGGUAUUAGAGUUACCGAUUGGAGCGAUAUUAGUAGUAUUUUAUUAACUACAAGUGCUGUAAUAGCAGGUGCCAUUUUAGCAUUUAGUAUGGAAGUGAUGGAAUUUUUAGUUGUUACUUACACUUCUAGUCUGACAUUGUCGAUCUCGGGAGUAUUUAAGGAAAUAUGUACAUUAGUGCUAGCCUUUGCGUUGAAGGGUGACCAAAUAACUGGCCUUAACUUUAUAGGAUUGUUAAUGUGCCUUGGUGGUAUCAUGCUUCAUGUUGUCCAGAAAGUGUUAGUCAAUAGAAAGAAAGUGGUUGAUAAUUUGGAAUUACAAUCAAAAGUGAUUAGCAACAUUGCUAAACAUGAAGAGGGAACUGAUUCGAAUGUACCAUUAUUGACAGAAAAAUCAACGUCUCUAAUGAAUCUUCUUAAUGCCGAAUUUAGUUCAGAUGAAGACGGUGAUUUGAAGGAGGGUGAUAACUCGAGCCAAAUACUGUCAGAUAUUUUGCAACGCAGGGAACAGUGAUACACCAUGAAUUUUUAGCUUUGAUACGUGGAAUUAAUUUAUCAAGAAAAGCAUUCCAAAACAAUAUAUGUUUAUGACUUGCAGUAUUUUAUAAUUUUGUAAGUUUUGCAGCCAAUAAUGGAGUGCUAACAUCAUUAAUUUUACAUCAUAACUUUAUGCCUUACGAAUGGCGUAAAAUAUGACUAGAAACAAAACGCAUUAUAAGUCUUCUAAAGGAUAUCUUUGAGACGUUCUUUAAGAUUUUUUUAGAUGUUUGUGUAUUGUGGAGAUAUAUUGAAAGCAUAAAAGACUUAUUAGUAACAUGUAAUGUAUGGGUAAUAUAAAAUGUUAUGUGAGAGGGAUGGUCCGAUCAAUUUCAAUGUAUUAUUGCAUAAGCCUGAUAUAUGAAUAUUCUAGAAAAUUGCAAAGUACAAACAUAGAAAGUAUGAAAUGGAACCUUGUCGUAUAUGUCAUGUAUCGAUAUUGAGAUAAAAAUGCCACUACCUGUGAAGAACAUGAUUAUUAAUGUUAUUGUUAUUAUUAUUAUUAUUAUUUGAAAUAUUAUAAACAAGAGCUUUGCAUGCAAGUUAUAUAUGAUAUAUAAAUCCUUUUAAAUUAUGUGACACUAGUUUUCUACUCUUAGGAUAUACUUCCCAAUAAGACAACGAUAAUUCAAUAUUUGUGUAUAUAUAUAAUCUUUUAAUGAUGAACGCACAAUAAACUUAAAUAAAGCAUACUAAUUGACACGUACAUUAAUAUAUAAAAUUUAAAUAUAUAUAAUUUAUUUUAAAUGAUUAUAUAUAUAUAAUAUUCUACUUAUAAUAUUUAUAUAAAAUACGAUAAUAUAUUACUGUUAAUAUAUUAACUAAUAAUAUAUUACAUGCACUAUAUUCAAGAUGUUAACAGUAAUGUAUUUACUAUACCAAAAAAUUUAAUAAAGUUAUGUAAUUUUCAUAUCAAGGAUGGGUUUUAUAAUUUGAUUAGAGCUUAAUAAAUAUUUUACAUUAUAUCAUAAUCUACAACAAUAUUAAGCAUUAUAAAUAUUGUAUGCAGUAAAAUUGUCAAAAUAAGUUGUGAUAAGCUAGAAAGUAAUUUAGUCAAGUUCUUAUAAAACCGAUCAAGUGUUCGGAAAAUGAUUACCGAGAAGGUAUCGAGUUAAAGUAAUACACGCGAUAUGUAAAAUAAGAAAUAGAGUAUGUGAUAUCGAUCAGAAUUAUUACUGCAUCAAUUUUCUAAAAUCGAAAUAAUAUAUAAAUCGACAGUGAUAUAGGAUCAGUUGGUAGUUCCUAAAAUUUAGUCUGUAAUCGCGCACAUCUGAAGAUUCUAAAGUGCAAAAAUAAAUCAAGAUUAUCUGUGUGUGUAUAUAUCUAUUCAAAUAUAUAUUUUGUAAAGAA